Lizanozyma spartinae is the source of this 996-nucleotide messenger RNA. RefSeq names its product dolichyl-diphosphooligosaccharide--protein glycotransferase (gene OST3). NCBI's taxonomy places the organism in Eukaryota, Fungi, Ascomycota, Pichiomycetes, Serinales, Debaryomycetaceae. Bases 1 to 996 code for a protein of 331 amino acids. The transcript has a single exon. Gene Ontology annotation, cellular component: oligosaccharyltransferase complex. The record is from RefSeq and is a predicted model, not a curated record.
AUGUUUGGAGUUCAAAAAGUUAUUGCUCUCUUCUUGAGUUUGGCAGUAGUAAUUGCUGGAGUCGCUCCAGCCACUUUACAAAACCAAUUGACCAAAAAAACCGGUUCCAAAUGGCUUCAAAUCACAGACAAUAACUAUCGGGAUAUCAUGGGCGGAGCAAGAGACUAUCAUUUAGUAUUAAUGAUGACUACUGAUCUGACGAUGAUUAAUUGCGUGUUAUGUCAAGAAUUCAAGCCUGCCUUCAGCUUAAUGGCAGAUUCGUGGUUCCAAGAUCACCCUACGGGAGUUUCUGGAGGUGAUAAUAAUGAUAUUAAAGAUGUUUUCUUUGGGUAUACUGACUUUGCCAAUUCACGUGCCUUGUUCAGUGAAUUUGGCUUACAAAGUAUUCCCAAGGUGUUUUACUUCCCACCAACCAAUUCCAAGUUGCCUUCCAAUUACUUGAAGUCGUACACUGAAUAUCCGUUUUACCAAGGCGAUCAUGUGGAGUUGUUGAAGAAUUGGGUAAGUGAAAACACCGGACAAACUUUCAACGUAUAUGUUCCUUUGAAUUACAACUUGAUUAUUUUCAACGCCGUCAUGACGUUUGUUGUUCUUGUUUCUGUCUAUUUGUUUUCUGCUAAAUUGAAAAAGCUUAUAGCUUCCAAAUUCCUCUGGUGUGCUUUAUCUUUAAUUGCCGUGCUACUUUUCACUUGCGGUUCAAUGUUCAACCGCAUAAGAAACACGCCCUUUGUAAAGGAAACAGAGAAUGGUCCUCAAUACUUUGCUCCAGGUCAACAGGCCCAAUACGGUAUUGAAACACAGCUUAUCUCUUUUCUCUAUGGAGUCUUAAGUUUGUGUGUGAUUCUCUUAGUUAAGAAGUUACCCCAAUUGAGCGAUGGUAAAGUUCAGCUCUUGGGCUCAGCUAUUGUGUGUGCCAUAGUCUUGUUUGCUUAUUCCAUGUUGCUUAACAUCUUCUCAGUUAAGAGUCAAGGCUAUCCAUACCGUCUAGCCAUUUAG